GUGACAGUGUCCACUCCUGCUGGAACUUGAUCCGAGUUGGGUAACGUUAGCUUGUUGCUGAGGGAGUCUGUCAAUCGCUUCUUAUCUUGUUCAACGAGUCGUGCCAAAUAGUAGCACAUGCUACAAACUGAUGCCCUGGUAAGUUAAAUGUCAGUGAGUCCAGAUGCAUGAGUCUGGGUCAGAGCAGACAACCUGCACCAGUCCAGCCAAUCAGACAGAGAAUGGGGACAGUGCUGAAAGGGAUGAUUGGCUGAGCACUCAGACUCCAACUCCAGAGGGUUCCGGGGCUGACAGCCAGCAGCAAAACCAGGUUCCAGUCUCAGUGUCUAUGAUGACACCUCCGGUGGAGACUCUUCAGCAGACACUGCAGCAGGUCCUCAAUCCACAGCAGAUCCAGGCCCUGCUCCAGCAGCAGAAAGCACUCAUGUUACACCAGCAACACAUACAGGACCUCUGCAAGAAACAGCAGGACCAGUUCAACGCCCAGCUCCUACAGCAGAAGCAUGCUGAGAAGUCAGAGCAAGAGCAGCUAACAGCCCAGCACAUGGUCAUCCAGCAGCAGUUCUUGCAAGUCCAACAGCAGCACCUCCUCAGCCUCCAGAGACAGGGUCUCCUGUCUGUCCUGCCCUCCAUGAGCCCCUCUACAGCUCAGGGUUUAGUGAAAGGGUGUGAGUAUAGUACUAGCCUGCCCUCUGGUGGUGAGUAUCCAGACACUUUUCAGAAGAACCUGCUCCACAGCCAGCAGUCCACCACUAAUGGGAAUCAUAAAUCACAGCCCCUAAAGAAGAAAGACAGUGGUCCUGUGGAUGAUCACACACAAAACACUCACCCUCUCUAUGGACACGGCAUGUGCAAAUGGUCUGGCUGUGAGGCGGUCUUUGGAGACUUUCAGGCUUUUCUCAAACAUCUGAACAGUGAACAUACACUGGAUGACAAGAGUACAGCACAGUGUCGAGUGCAGAUGCAGGUUGUUCAGCAGCUAGAACUGCAGUUGAAAAAAGACAGAGAGCGUCUGCAAGCCAUGAUGUCUCACCUCAAAUCCUCUGAGCAAAUGUCAAAACCAGCAACACCAACAGUGGAUCUUAUGCCCAACGUUGCCUUCUCCCAGGUGACAUUUCCCAAGGUGCUUCCUCCCAUGAGCUUGUCUCAAAGUGCCACUGCUCCUUCCACACCCCUGACACCUCCCCCGACCUCCUCUAUCAUCACUCCCAACACCCUGCUCACUGUGAGCCCUGGGAGGAGACGGUACUCAGACAAGUACAGCAAGAACAUGAAUCAAGAUAUUGUUCAGAAUAAAGAGUUCUACAUCAGUACGGAAGUUAGACCACCAUUUACAUAUGCAGCUCUAAUAAGACAGGCAAUAUUUGAAUCACCCUAUAAGCAGCUGACACUAAAUGAAAUCUACAAUUGGUUCACACAAACGUUUGCAUAUUUCAGACGCAAUGCAGCAACAUGGAAGAAUGCAGUGAGACACAACCUCAGCCUCCACAAGUGUUUUGUGCGAGUGGAGAAUGUAAAAGGAGCUGUGUGGACAGUUGAUGAGAUGGAGUUUCAGAGGAGAAGGCCCCAGAAGCCUGCCGGUGAAGGAUCUUUCAGAAGAGAGAACACUGGCCAUGGUCACAGCUCAGCUUCCCUUACACCUAAGGCUGAAUGGCUAGAUAGUAGUAUACCUCCAUUCAACCCAGCUUCCAUAGGCGCUCCCUCUCUGAGCUCUCUGCCCUAUAUGUUCCAGCAGGAGGAGAUGAAUGCAACUCUCUGGUAUGGGAAUGGAUCCUACAGUGACAGCAGUGAAGAGCAGUACCCUAUGCACCCCCUCGUAAAAGAAGAGCUAAUGGACGAGGAGGCAUAUGAGAAUGUGCCCCAUGACUGUUCUGAGACUGAGAGCUCUGAUGAGCACAGCUCAGAUGUGGACCAAGACGAAGAUGGCGGUAGCCCAGAAAGACCCAACCUGCAGCUGGCUCAUGUGCCUUCGCAAUGAAAGAGAGAAUGCAUUCCAAACUGUCAAUCUCCACUGCACUCCCACAUUGGAAAACUAUGAAAUAUACCAAAUGACUUGGUAGAACUAUUUCAUAUCAAGUGACUAUUUAUUGAGGAUGUUUUAUGCUCUGUUGUACUGGCAUCGUUUGUACUGGGUAUUAUCCACCCGAGCUCACACUGAAGUCAACAGAACCUAUUAUUGUAACACCGCUUGUCCUCAAAUAAUGUAUUCGUAUUGGCUUAUUGUGAGGCAGUACAACCAAUGAUGAAGCCUAUGGGGAGCUGGUUCAGUGAUGCAGAGUUAUGUUCUUUCUUCAAUGUCUUUUGUUUCACUCUUUUAUGAAUGUGUAUAUUUAAUAACCAGAGCAUUGGCAAUAUUUAUGGACAGCACUUCAUGAAGAUGAAUGUUUGUUUUCUCCCACAAACGUGUUUAUUUUUUACCUAUGUGAGUACUAGACAACCUCCAGAUAGUAAUCCUGUGUUCCGUUUGUGACAUGACAUCAUUGAUAAUUGGUUACUUUUACACGGCCAAAAAUAUGAUUUACACUACCGUUCAAAAGUUUGGGGUCACUUAGAAAUGUACUUGUUUUUGAAAGAAAAGCACCUUUUUUUUUUUUGUACAUUUGAAAUAACAUCAAAUUGAUCAGAAAUACAGUGUAAACCUUGUUAAUGUUGGUAAUGACUAUUGUGGAUGGAAAGGGCAGAUUAAGUGAAAAUCUACAUAGGCCCAUUAUCAGCAACCAUCACUCCUGUGUUCCAAUGGCACGCUGUGUUAGCUAAUCCAAGUUUAU
Salvelinus sp. IW2-2015 is the source of this 2768-nucleotide messenger RNA. Its product is annotated as forkhead box protein P1-B. Gene Ontology annotation, biological process: regulation of transcription by RNA polymerase II. Gene Ontology annotation, cellular component: nucleus. The record is from RefSeq and is a predicted model, not a curated record. NCBI's taxonomy places the organism in Eukaryota, Metazoa, Chordata, Actinopteri, Salmoniformes, Salmonidae. Gene Ontology annotation, molecular function: RNA polymerase II cis-regulatory region sequence-specific DNA binding; DNA-binding transcription repressor activity, RNA polymerase II-specific.